This is a messenger RNA of Saccostrea echinata, 4137 nucleotides long. Its product is annotated as mis18-binding protein 1-like. The coding region runs from base 69 to 3017 and encodes 982 amino acids. Lineage: Eukaryota; Metazoa; Mollusca; Bivalvia; Ostreida; Ostreidae. The transcript has 16 exons. The record is from RefSeq and is a predicted model, not a curated record.
AAGAACAGGAUUAACGAUGAUCAACAACAUCAGCGCGCGAGAGGGACUAUGUUUUCAAAAUAACAGAAAUGGAGAGAUAUUUGUCCCCAUCUCAUGCAACAGAGUCGGAGUUUUAUCUUCCUCGCUCAGAAAAACGUUCCUUUUUGACCAGUACCCCUACCUACAGUUACUAUGGCAACCGUGACCACUCCAUUAGGUCAGUAAUCCCGCAGUGUCACCUCCAGAGACCCUCAACAGAGAUACACUCAUACAGACUACAGAGCCAAUCAUGUAGGCCGAUACUGAUUCACGACCAAUCAGAGCACAGCUUUGAACAUCAACCAAAUCUUAGAAACUCCUUUAGUUCUCAUGGAGGAUGGAGAAACUGGCAGCAAUAUGAACCAUGUACAAAGACGUGUAGUGUGGAUCUGUGUCAGGACAGCUUUCACUGUAACCAGCUUCCUCGGAACAAUGCUCCUAGAAAUGGCUUUCAUAGCUCCCUCCCUCGCCAGCAGUCAGCCACUGGGAUAAUGCGCGUAAUUCAUGAGAAUAUGGAGGAUAAAGUAAUGUCCACAUCUGAUGAGAAUGAAAGUUUUUCUGAGGCGUCAAAUAUCUAUCCUUUGUGCAGUAAUGAAAAUGAGAAUGGUAGUCUGAAAGGAAAUUGUGGGAGUGAGGUGACCUCUGCCCCAGAAGCCCAGACUCUUUACUCAUGGAUCAUCAAAGUUUUACCAGAUAAUUCUGGCCCAUGUGUGGAAGGAAAACUUAAAGAGGAUGACGACACGUACUGGCAUUCUAGUCUUAUCGCGGAGAGACUCGAGUCUCACCUGGUCGUAACCGUCAGUGGGAAGGUGUAUCGCUUGAUGGGAGACAUGGAAGUCGAAGAUGCUCACUCGGGAGGGUUUGAUGAUCAGACAAUAAGUGAAUUUCUGUGUGGUUUUCCUGUUCACUGGAGGGAGGUGAUGGACACAUUCUUCUCUGGAGGAUCUUCCAAGUCUAACAUGAAGCUGUCACAUAAUGAUGUGGAAGUUGAUGGUGAUGUUGAUGAUAAUGUAAGUUUAUUGGAUGAAACAUUAAAACCCUCAGAGGAAACUCAUAACUUGGAGGAGGAAAAAUUAAAAUCAAAUGAAGUAGUAAAAACAACGAAGAAAAAGGAGAAAUUAAAGAAGGAAAUCCCUAAAAAGCCUGUCACAAAAGUCAGGACAGUAAAAGCGAAAGAAAAAGUCAGUCAAGUGAAGGAGCAGUCAUCUAUAAAGAAAGUGGAACAUGCUAAGAAGAAACAGAAGAAAGAUGUAAAGACUUCAGUUCCCAGUGGAAAUGUCAUAGAGGUGUGUACACCUGAGAGUAAGGUGAUUAAGCUGGACUCUGUACAGACCACCAGAAGUGGACGAGCUGUCAAACCAGUGCUGGCCUGGUAUGCCGGGCAGUCAGUCAGUAUUGACCCUGAGACCAAUUCCUACGUCCUCCGACACAGGACUCAGUUUGCUGAGACAGUUAUGAAGGACAUGACAGACUUCUGCAAGUCAAGGUCAACCUUUUUGCGAAAAACAGUUUCAUUAAAUUCCAGUAGUAUUUCUAAAACCUCAAGGGAGCAUCACAAAAACAAAACUUCUGAUAGAAAUGGUAGUGAAAAAAAGGUUGGCAGUAAAUUCAAUAAAAUCAACAACAGGUCAGGUACUUCGGAUAGUGAAUCCAGUGUUAAUAAUUCUAGACAAAGAAAAAAAGCAAGUGGUUCUUCUGUAGGAGAGAGAAAAAUUGAUAAAUCUACAUCUGAUAAUGAGCAAAGGAGUGGUAGUGACCAGUCAUCGAAGAGCAGAAGAUCUUCAAGUGGAAAGACACGACAAUCGAAGAAUGGAGCAGAUAAAUAUGGAUCUGAUGAUGAGAAUAGAAUAGGUAGUGACCAGUCAUUAAAGAGCAGACGAUCAUCAAGUGGAAAGACAGGACAAUCGAAGAAUGGAGCAGAUAAAUAUGGAUUUGAUGAUGAGAAUGGGACAGGUAGUGACCAGUCGUCAAAGAGCAGACGUUCAUCAAGUGGAAAGCCUAGACAAACGAAGGAUAGAGCCAAAAAUACUUCAAAGUCAAAAUCUCCAAAACAAACUGUGAGUUUAAAAGAUGGAAAACCGAAAAAAGGAUCCAAAGCAGGAGAAAAAUGGAGGGAGGAGGAGUCACAAAACAAGGAACAGGGUGAAAAACUGAGGAAUGUUCAAAAUAAACAGGGAGGGUAUGAAUCAAAGCAGAGGGCCACAAAAACAGAAGGAAAAGAAAAUCAACUGAAGGAGAAUAAGGAACAAACAGUGUGGAGGAAAGAGGAGGUCACCAGACUUAAUCUGAUAAUAAAGAAUUUGCAUCAGUGUGACCCCGAAUUCUGGAGUAAAGUUGUGAACCAUGUACAGACGAAGACUGUGGAGGAAUGUCAGGAGUAUUUCUAUAAAGAGAUGCCCAGUAAAAAGAAUGGCAAAGGGGGCAGACCCCCCAAACCCAAAGAGACAGCAGAACAACAGAUCAGUCUUACAGCAAAGAGGGGAACUCUGAAGAGGAAACAGCAGUUACGGGAAUUAGUGGAUCAUUCCAAUAAAGUGUAUCAGGAGGAUCUGUUUGAUGGCACACCAUAUCGGCACCACUCCAAGAUGCCACGCCUCUCUGAUGACAGAGAAGAUGACGUCUUCGCUGAACUCAGUAAGAGAAACCCCCACAUGAUGAACAAAGUCUUCACCCCAAUGACCAGAAUAAAUGUAGACCCCAUCUCCACAAAGAAAACCCCCUCCUCAGGCCUGACUGGUGUAGAUUCACAGAUAAACAGAAAAGAUGCUGAUCAAUACAUACACAAGAUGAAUAUCCAGCGUCGUAAACUGGUAAACAAAACAAAGCCCAAAACAGCCAAGAAUUCGGCCAAGGAUAAAAUUCCUGUUCCAAAUAAAAAAUUAUUCAGCAAAAGUGACGACCUGCAAAGUUUGUUCAUGGAGAAUUGUGGGUCUGACAGUAACCAUGACAACUCAGAGGAUGAGUCUGAUUAUUAUUUCUCUGAGGAAGAAGAAAACUGAGAAGGAUUGGACGUGUCCUGACAAACAAAAGCAACGAAGGUCGAUGGCAUUUGUCAGUUGUCUUGACGACACAGGAAUAUGAGCUGACAAAGAUCAAAUUCGUCAACUGUUAUGACAUUAUUGGAAUGUUUCAUUUUAUGUACACAGGCAAAAUUUAUGAAGUUUUGACUCAUUUUUUUAAACAUUUAGUUUUUGAAAGUGAAAAAAGACAACAAAUUGAAUAGUAGUUUGUAUGUUAAAUUAAAUUGCAUGAAAUAAUAUAAAACAUUUUAAUCUACUUUAUCUUGACAACAAAGAAAACUGUUGAUAUACCAUGAUUCACUAAGUGGGAAAUGUUAUUGGAAUUAAGAGUGUAGAUGUAUUACUUCCUUUUGUGAGAAAUGUAUUGGGUUUUUAAUUCUGUAGGUUUUAAGUAUCGGAUAUCGAGUGAAAACAAGUGUCUUGUCAGAUGUUCUGAUGACCUAGAUACAGGAAAUGUUUACCAUGAGAAGUUGUGAGUUGUGUUUUGCUCACAAUCCAUCGGUUAUUUUUAUGUAGACAAAGUACUCCUUCACAGGAUUUUAUUAUGGCAGAGAUUUUUACAUUUUAUUAGGACACUUUGGUAAGAGAUGUUUUAAGGCAGAGGAGUUGUUCAUCUUCCAUUUUAUGAAUUUUUCACACAAAUUGUACAUACCUAUAUAUCUGUAGAUACUGGUAUUUAGUGUAGAGAUAUGUCAGUAUGCAGUCGUAAUAUGUAUGGUAGUAUUAUCAUUAGCAACUUAUGGUCAUACACUGAAAUUUUUUGUGUAUGAAAACCUUCAGUCUCUAAGAAAAUCCUCCAUCCCCCAUACGUGUAGUUUUCACUGACAUAUAUGUGUAUUUAUGAAUACGAAAUCUUGUUGAUUUAUUUCUAUUUAUUAUAUACAUGUAUAUUUGAUUAUGUUCAUUUAAAGGAAUUCACAAUUUAAAGGUCACUAAGGAUUUUCAGAUAUGUAGUGAAAUUCUUUUGCCCGUUUUAUUUAUUUCCUCUUAAGUAAACAUACCUUUUCACAAGAAAAAUGGAGAGCAUUAUUAAACAUUUAUUAAAUAAUCUGUAGAUGAACUGCUUUGAAUAUUUUUCAAAUAAAAUAAUCAAAAUUUA